Messenger RNA from Nematocida minor, 2727 nucleotides. Its product is annotated as 26S proteasome regulatory subunit N1. The record is from RefSeq and is a predicted model, not a curated record. Gene Ontology annotation, biological process: proteasome-mediated ubiquitin-dependent protein catabolic process. The transcript has a single exon. Gene Ontology annotation, cellular component: proteasome regulatory particle, base subcomplex; proteasome storage granule; nucleus. Bases 1 to 2727 code for a protein of 908 amino acids. NCBI's taxonomy places the organism in Eukaryota, Fungi, Microsporidia.
AUGGAUAGCAAGACUGACGAGAUUCAUGUCAUAAUGGACAGCCUAAAGGACUCCGACCCAGACAUCACACACUCCGCCCUAAGCAUGCUUGUGCAGAAGUUAAGGUCAUCUACCUCAGUGGCAUCUACUAUUCCCAAAAUGCUUAUUUACCUAGUCUCGCAAAAGGACAUUCUCCACGAGAAACUGCUUACUCUGCAGGGAGAGAACAAGCUGCUGAUGGCAGAUGUGAUGUCUGUGAUAUCCGCAACACUCCCAAACACAGACAGCCUGAAGUACAGGAUACAGGGAGGGUCCACUCCUCUGGACAUUUGGGGGCACCAAUACAUAAAGAAGCUGGCAAGUGAUAUCAUCAAAGUAAUAAAGAAGGAGCUCCCACAGAGCACUGAAAAUUCGAAGUCAGCAGAUGCAUCUUCCCAAAUAGGAAAUAAUAACGACAUUUCUGCACUGGAGAGCGAGGAGAAUGAAGAAAUGGUGGCUACCAUCCAGGAUAGUCUCAGCACAAUUGACGGGAUCCUAGGCACUGACCCCCAUCCAUCCUCUGACAGCGAUGUCGUGGAUAAAGACGACCUUAGCGACAACAGAAAGGAGGACAGCGCAACCACGUCUCGUAUCCAUGCACAGGGAUACAACGUCGUGUACGAUGUCAUCUCCUGCCUCUUCAAGUUCAACUGCGAGUGCGAGUGCAUCGAUCUUCUCCUGGAGAUAGACAGGCUGCAGUACAUCCACCACUUCAUAGACAGCGACAACCUCGAGAGAGCAGUGAACUACCUAUUGUCUCUCUCGUUCUAUGUGAGAAGCAGCAGAAUACCAGACGCUCUGCAAGUGAUCCUCUUGAAAAGCAGCAAAAUCGAAGAGUAUGCAAUACUUAUGAUAAAGAACAGAAAAAUAAAAGAAUUACUGAAAGUAUACGCAACAAGAACAGAAAUAGAGAAAAUAAAAAUAGUCCACACUCUGGCAAAACACGAAGCAUGGAACUACGUCACAAAAGAAGAGUGGGACUCGUUUAUGAGCAGCAACACCGCAUACGCCGCAGUGCUUAACAACACGUACACAGCCGUGCUUAAUAAGUAUGUUAGUGAUAAGCUCGAGCUAAGCAAGGACAAGGUGUCAACAGAGGAGUACGGGUCAUUCUCUGAUGCUCUCUCAAAGGUCUCGUUCUCAAAUGAGACCAUAGCAGAGCCAGAGAACAAAAAAACGUACAAAAUCACGACACAGUGCUCCAAAGGCCUUCUGUUCAUGUGGGACCAGAACAAAGCCCUCAUUGAGCUAGAAGACAACUUAUUCUGCGAAGACGGAUAUCUACGCGUCUCGAGCAUCCUGGCUCUCUCUGCUGCCACGUGCAGAGUGUACGAUGACAACGACACAGUGCUGGCCGCAGUGGAGGAAGGGAUGAACACAAAGUCAGUCACGCAGAAGAUAGUUCUUAUGAUCUCUCUUGUGCUGAAGUAUGCGUCUUCCAACAGACCAGACAUAUUCGAAAUAAUCCAGAAAAUGCUGUACGAUGAGUCAAUAGAAGUGUGUCUGUUUGCAGUCUACGCGGCUGGAUGCAUAUUCAGCGGGUCUUGCAACACUGAAGUGUACACAGAGGUGCUUAAUGUUCUCGCCAGCAGAAUAGGCGAUGACUCAGACAAUGUGGUUACCAAUGGAAGCAUAAAUGGAAAUAUAUCAUCAAAUGGAAAUAACAUCGUGAGGUUUGCGCUGCUUGGUGUUUCUCUUAUCUUCCUGCAGGGCACAGACGCAGUGUACUCUGUCAUUGAGUCUGCAGAGGUGCUGGGAACAUACGCCACAGCCCUAUCCAUCCUUAUGCGCAGUAUGGCAUACCUUGGAACAGGCGACACUGAUGUAAUCCACGACAUUCUCAAGGAUGCCCUGGAUAUUUCCGAGAAUGCCAGCGAAGAAGCAGAAGCUACUGAAAAUGGAAAUAUCUACGACACUUUUGAUUAUAAAACAGUAUUUUCCAUUCUUGGUGUAGCUCUGAUAUCAAUGGGCGAUGACACAUCUGUCCAAAUGGCAGCGCACAUCCUUGAAGGCUCUUCGCUCCUAGACAUCCCAAGGGCACACAUGGCCAUUCCUCUCGCAUACUCUCUUCUGUAUAUGUCAUCCGGCCGCACGGACAUCAUAGAUAAACUGCGCAGAUGCAUAUGCAGCAGCGACUUAUCAGUCAUUGUCUCCGCUGUUGUGUCCCUUGGUACAAUCGCAGCAGGGAGCAACAACUCGCGAGUCAUAUCGAUACUUGACGACAUUUCGUCUGUCUGCGGCAAAGGCGCUUCUGGAAGUGUCAUCAAAAUAGCGUAUGGCCUUGUCAGAAUGGGGCACGGGCUCUUUGGCCUCUCUGUCAUGCGCGAUGGCGUCAUCAGCAGCAAGUCUGUGGCGUGUUUCAUGGGCUUCCUAUUCGGUGCAAUGGAUGGAGGCAUCAGUGUCCUGGACAGAUACUACUUCAUCCUUAUGCUCAUCAGCGCGAGCAUACAUCCUAAGUAUCUGAUUGGUGUAAAUGCAGAAGGCGUUCCUGUAGAUGUAAACAUCAGAGUGGGAGGAAGAGUAGAUAUAACAGGCGUAGCAGGGAGCCCUAGAAAGCUCUCGGGGGCCCAGGUGCAUGCAUCGCCCAUCAUACUGCAGCCGCAGGAAGCAGCUGAGAUACUGACAGAGACAGACAUGUUCAGAACAGGCGAGGGCGUGGUGGUUGUGCAAGAGAAGGAAAAAGAAAAAGAAAAAGAAGAUAGCAAAUAA